UUCGUACUUCGUUGAUCGUUCAAUCAGUCUGCUUGUAACAUUUAUCUGAGGCGGUCGGUGUGUUCGUAUUGUUUUUAUUAAAACGCGUUUCGUUGUGAAGUAAUUGUGUUUUGUAUUAAAGUGCAUGAUGGCUUACAACGGCGGUGGUGCCAAAAGACUGUGUACAGGGACUGAUCUGGAUGUUGAAAGGAGUAAUGGCAACAACUAUAUGUCAGCAGAGCCUAGGCGUAAAAGAGAGCCUCCGGCCAGACCUAAUCACAUCCUGCUCUACACUAUCAUCAAUCCAGCAUAUCCUAUCACUGUGGAUGUCGUACACACAAUCAGCACACCGCACGGACAAGUACAGAGAAUCGUUGUUUUCAAGAAGAAUGGUGUGCAGGCGAUGGUUGAGUUUGAGAGCGUGGAGUCUGCGACACGAGCUAAAGAUGCGCUGCAUGGCUGCGAUAUAUACUCUGGAUGCUGCACACUAAAGAUUGAAUAUGCUAAGCCUGAAAGACUGAAUGUGUUCAAAAACGACCAAGAUAGCUGGGACUAUACGCUGUCGGAUGAAGGACAACCACAACAGCGCAGCGCACCUCUGUUGCAGUCACCACAAUACACUGGCGGUAGACCACAGCCCUACAAUGCAAGUACCGUCAACCAUGCGCCUGCGACGCGAGCCUGCAGUGAAGACUCUUGCAGUCAGCACAGUCAGCACAGUGAUGCACAGAACGACAUGGACUUUGGCAGUGGCGGUCCACCGCCGGGUAUGAUGAAAGAUAGACAUGGACCACCGCCUCCUCAUCAUCCGCGUGACGGUCGCGGUCCCUAUGGCCCCGAAGGCUAUGGCGGAGAAGGUUUCGUUCCACCGCCACCAAUGCAUCAUCCUCCCAUGCCACCACAAAACCAGGGUGGUCCACCACAACAAGGCGGCGUGAUGAUGGUAUAUGGACUGGAUCCGACUACAGCCAACGCAGACAGAUUGUUUAAUCUUUGCUGCCUCUAUGGAAACGUUGUUAGGAUAAAGUUCUUGAAGACAAAGGAGGGUACGGCAAUGGUUCAAAUGGGUGAUCCAGUCUCAGUGGAACGAUGUGUGCAGAACCUUAAUAAUGUUACAGUUGGAGAUUACACGCUCACACUCGCGUUCUCAAAGCAGGCAUAUUUAUCCGAGGUGAUGAACCCCUAUCCACUGCACGACAAAUCUCCAUCAUUCAAGGAUUACGUGAGCAACAAAAACAAUCGAUUCCUCACACCGGCUUCCAUACACAAGAAUAGGAUACAGCCGCCCUCUAAGGUGGUGCAUUUCUUCAACACUCCCCCAGAUGUGUCGGAAGAACAGCUGCUAGCAGUAUUCACAGACUACGGAGUCACUGCUCCACACACUAUCUCAAAGUUCCCGCUUAAGAGCGAAAGGUCAUCAUCAGGACUGAUGGAGUUUCAGAACAUAUCGCAGUCAGUGAUGGCCAUCAUGGCUUGUAACCACGCUACCAUCAACCACCCAGGUGCGAAAUUCCCGUUCGUUAUGAAACUGUGUUUCUCGUCGUCGCGACAGAUCGGCCAGGGCAAAGGCCAGAACCAGAACAAGAACCACAACGUAAAACAGGACGAGAGCCAGAGACAAGGCCAGAAUAAUGGAAUCGAACACGAUUACUAGUAUCGCUAAAAUUAGAGGAUGGCCUAUAUGUAAAAAUCCAAAUCGAUAUUCUAAAUACGCAUUUUUUCCUACUGUUAUUCGUUGGUGUUGCCAUGUUUAAUUUAAAUAGACCUGUGGUGUGCAGUUUUGAAAUUUUACUCUUGUCGAAAAUUUUACGGACUUUUUAACCGAAUGUUAAACAUAUUUUAUAUUUAACAGUUUGUUGUAGGGACCAUAGAUGGUUUCGACAUUUAUACAUUUGCUUGGUAAUGUCAAAAUACCCAUGAUGUAUGCAUAAUACGAGCAAGCAAAUAUAUAAACGAUUUAACCUAUUUUCUAUAACAUUAUAUUUAUUUUAAUAACGAAUAUAUAAUGUUAUAUAUUCUUAUAUGAAAUGUAUACAGACUUCUAAAUUUAAAUAUGUUUCCUAUUUUAAAUGUAUGUAUUGACACUAGAGCAUUUGACAGUUGUUUUAAAAUAUUGCUUGUUAUACUUUUUUAUAUUUUCUAAGCCAAAUAAAUUAGCCAAAGUUAUAAGAUAAAGUUAUCGAAAUGAAAUUUAUUAAAAAAUAUAUUGUAAAUAUUAUAGCUGUUCGUAAAUGUUUAUUUUGCAGGUAGAUGUAAAUGUACAAUCAAGUACUCGAGUGUCAUGUAAAAAUAGAUUAACGCGGUGUAAAUGUAAUUGUAAGUACAUAUGUAUUUUAUUUGAAAAUAAUAAAUUGCCCAAAUUCUACUUUUAUAGCUAUGUCACCUUGUUCUCCCAUAUAUGUUUAUAUGCUUGGUAUAUAUCCGAUAAUUAUAAAUGUGUUUUUUUUUUAAUUUACCUUAAAGGGGCAUAGACAAGAGAAUGACAUAUCUUUGUGAUUAUAUCCAUAACUUUAAAUGGAUCGCGUCAAUUGGUAUCUAUAGCUACGCUAAACCUAAGUAAAUAAUAUUUAAGUGUACAGUCGCGCACAAAGUAUGACGUAUUUUACGAAAGCAUCGCUUUUAGGCUUUUAAUAGAUUUGUACUUACGCUACUUUUUGUAGUCUAAUAUAAAAUGUUAUAGAAAUGAUGUUUUGUGCGCGACGGUACGUGCUUUCCUCGUCUGUCAGGUGUCAAUUUGUAGAUGGCAUUGUGGGAAUGUCACGUGAGUGCGAAGAUAGCUUUGUGGGCAUCUACAUAUCAAGAAGACAAAUAAGUUUUAGAUUUAAUAUAAAUUUUAAAUUCAUAGGGAAUUCUACGAUGUCUAUUAUCCAGAGUUUAGUGUUUUGUUUCGUUAUUUUAUGUUUUACAGCUUCUCCUACAUUUUUCUGUCUACAUAUAUGUCGGAAAACGUGUCAUACUUCGUUAUGCUUGCAGUCUAAAAUAACUCAGUUCCUGUACAGUCCUUAAAAGGCUUAAAUGAUUUUGUUGUUCUUCUAUUAUAAUUUAUAACUACAAUGAAUCGUAUUUUUCAAAGCAUUCUACAUCAACCAUGAAUACCUGGAGGCAAAUCCAACAGUAAUUUUGUUAAAGAUGUGAAUAAUAUUAUGAUAAUGUUUUCCGACAUUGAUCUCUAGUAAAUAAUACAUGCAUACUGACGUAACCGUAUUUGCUUCUAGUUAAAUGGCGACGUGGCGGCACACAAACACACAUAUCAAGGCGGACGGCUACACAUACACACACAGCCACAUCACUACGAGUGCGGGGGUCAGGGGGAAAGGGGGUUGCCAGUGUUCAAUAUUAUAAUACACUUUAACUUUUACGGUAUAAAACCUCGUUUUACUAUCUGGGAUCUUAAAUAUUUUACAGUGGCAACAUUAUUAUUCCUUAACUUGUGAUUUAGUUCACUGAUAUAAAGACAUUAACAUUUAGUUAAUUAUAGACACAAUAACAAAACCUUUUUCAUGUUAACACAUAUUCUACAUUUCCAUGUUUUUUUUUCUUUCUUUUUUACCGGGAUGGUUUCAUGCAUUCGCAUUUUAUUUUGUAUAAGUAGCGGUUUAGAUGUUGUAAGCAUUAUUCCCUUAUAUUUGAAGUAUAUUAGAUUUUAGUUUUGUCUGCGAUCCGCCAUUUUGGAUACUAAAAAUGGCGCUGAGUUUUCCUUUGUAGUGACCGUAUUAGAUAUAGGUCAUUUUUAUUUUAUUCUUAGAUAUUUUGUUACAUUAUUUCUCCGUGUUAAUAUAUGUCUGUGCGUAUUUUUAUGAUUCUGGUUGUUCAUGAUUGACAGUUGUGAAUUGUACAAGAAGUAUAAUAUAUCGUUUAUAAGGUA
This is a messenger RNA of Pieris brassicae (large cabbage white), 3844 nucleotides long. It is a transcript of the gene sm, whose product is annotated as heterogeneous nuclear ribonucleoprotein L-like. The record is from RefSeq and is a predicted model, not a curated record. Gene Ontology annotation, biological process: mRNA processing; regulation of RNA splicing. The transcript has 16 exons. NCBI's taxonomy places the organism in Eukaryota, Metazoa, Arthropoda, Insecta, Lepidoptera, Pieridae. Gene Ontology annotation, cellular component: nucleus. Bases 125 to 1633 code for a protein of 502 amino acids. Gene Ontology annotation, molecular function: mRNA binding.